AUGAAGUUCUCAGCACUUCUCUCCCUCGUCCUCCCCCUAACCACGGUCCUCGCCUCCCCAACUUCGCGCGAUCUAGCUCCCCGCGCAGACACCAGUCUCACAGGCUAUUUGGGAGUAUUCUUCCUCGGCGAUGCACCAAACAUCUAUUUCUACCUCAGCAACGGGAAUAAUGCUCUUUCAUUCAAGGCAUUGAACAAAGGAAAUCCAAUCUUGGUGCCGAAGCUCGGGACAAAGGGUGUUAGAGAUCCAAGUAUUAUCAAUGGAGCCGGGGCCGAAGCUGGGAAAAAAUGGUACAUAAUUGGGACUGAUUUGAAUAUAGCUACAACAACAUGGGAUGCAUCUCAACGAAAAGGCUCGCUUAAAAUCUACGUCUGGGAAAGCACCGAUCUAGUCAACUGGGGCACCGAAAGACUAGUCACAGUCGAGAACUCAGACGCUGGGAUGGUAUGGGCACCCGAUGCGAUCUGGGACCCGGCGAAAGGCCAAUACCUCGUCCACUGGGCAUCUAAAUUCUACGCAGCUUCAGACACCGCCCACAGCGGCAAACCAGGCGCAGACGUAAUCCGCUACGCCUACACCAGCGACUUCAAAACUUUCAGCAAACCCCAGACACUCAUCGACAAAUCGCCCACGUCAAUAAUCGAUCUUUCGCUCAUCCAACUCAGCGAAAACAGCUUUGCGCGCUUCAUCAAGAAUGAAACCGCUACGAACGUCUUCAUGGAACGAUCGGACACUGGCUUGUUCGGGACAUGGACGCGACCUGGGGGCGGCACAACCUUUAUUCAUAGUGGAGUCGAAGGGCCAUACGCAUAUGCGGAUAACAUAACGCCUGGCAAAGUGAACCUGCUUCUCGAUUACUAUGGAAGUGAUGGGUAUCGGCCGUUUACGAGCACGAAUUUGAAUGCGAAUGCGUGGGUUGAUGCAAGUAGGACGAAUUUUCCUAAGAAUUUGAGACAUGGGAGUGUACUUGGAAUUAAGCAGGAUCAGUACGCAGCGCUGAAUGCUAAGUGGGGUAGUUGA
Glarea lozoyensis ATCC 20868 is the source of this 1020-nucleotide messenger RNA. Its product is annotated as Arabinanase/levansucrase/invertase. NCBI's taxonomy places the organism in Eukaryota, Fungi, Ascomycota, Leotiomycetes, Helotiales, Helotiaceae. The transcript is spliced from 3 exons. Bases 1 to 1020 code for a protein of 339 amino acids. The record is from RefSeq and is a predicted model, not a curated record.